AUGCCAACAGCUCCCUGCCUUGAGAAGCUUCCACUGGUGGCCCCCAACUUGGAUUUCCCCAAAAAGGAUCCCAAGAUUAAGGAGCUGGGUUCUUUACCUGGGGAAGCUCAAGAGAACUCCUGGAAAGGUGCCCUUGUUGGUAACUCCAAGUCAGAGAUUUCGACGUUGCUGCCAAAAGUCACUAAUGGUGAGAAGGGCCCCGAGAUUUGCCUCCCAGACAGUAUCAUGAAUAAUAUUGCUUCCUCCCUUUACAUUUGCCUGGUAGGAAGAUUCUUAGCCUUCAGAUCCACUAUAGAUAUGGUCAAAAGAUGGGCCGGUUCUAAAUGGAAAAUCAAAGGUAGUGUCUCGGUCUCUGCUAUGCCUGGUGGACUCUUCCUUUUUAGAUUUACUGCAGAAGAAGACUUCAUCUAUAUUAUGUUUGGUUCAUGGUCUUAUGGUAAACAUUGCCUUACUCUCUCCAAGUGGAAGUCGAGAUUUGACCCAAGUGCGGACCUCCUUAGACUGGUGUCGAUUUGGAUCAAACUCUCGGGCCUCCCCCUGAAAUUUUGGGACGAUACCCUUUUCAGAUGGAUUGGUAACUCAUUUGGUCAGUUUGUUGUUGUCGACAAUGUGACAAUGCAGAACUCCAGACUUGUUUAUGCUCACCUUUGUGUGAAUGUGGUUGUUAACAACCCACUCCCUAAUUUCAUUGCCCUUAAAUCUAAAUGGGGUAAAUGGACACAUGCUAUUGUCUAUGAGAACGCCACCCUGUAUUGUCAAAGAUGUGGUAAACAUGGUCAUGUUAUUGCGGACUGUCCGACCCCACAACCUCUGAAGGAAAAGCUGAAGGAGAAGUUGUCAUCCCCGGGUAUUGUUAUUGGGGAGACAACUGAUAAUGGUAAUCCCCUAGCCUCCGACAACAUUGUGGGUUAG
Cryptomeria japonica (Japanese cedar) is the source of this 912-nucleotide messenger RNA. RefSeq lists its product as uncharacterized. Gene Ontology annotation, molecular function: nucleic acid binding; zinc ion binding. The transcript has a single exon. The record is from RefSeq and is a predicted model, not a curated record. The coding region runs from base 1 to 912 and encodes 303 amino acids. Lineage: Eukaryota; Viridiplantae; Streptophyta; Pinopsida; Cupressales; Cupressaceae.